ACUUGUUGACUGGGCACGACUGCCUGUGUGCCUUUACAAUACCUGUAUCUCUGAUCAUAAAAGUCUAAAAGCGCGUUGCGUCUUGGUCAAGUGAAAGAUUAGAAAAACAACAUGGUGAGCAGUCGAACAAGGGCCAAACGACGUGAAAUACUGCCCGAAUCACAUCUGACCGGAGCUCCUGCUGCAAAUGAAAGUAGACCGAAUCUACCGAUAUCGACACAGAAACCGGCAGACACAAGCACCUGGGAAUCCAGCGCCAAAACAGCUGGCUCACUAACAGAAAAGGCCAUAUCAGAAAAUGAAUACCUUGGUGUCCGGGUGAAAAUGCCAGUACGGGACAUGCUAAGAAAUAUACGGAUAGCCAACGGCAUUGACCCAAAAGAUCUGGGAAAACAAUCCAAGGGAUGCAAAGGGGAUAAGAAACGGGUCAACGCGCGUGUAAACCGCAGGAAUCGUCUGAAAAAAAUGCAAACACAAGGUUUGGAAGAGCUGGCGAUUAUAGUAGAGGUGUUGGAAGAGGAUCUAAAGACCUGUCAGUCUUACAGGUCAUCAAACAAAAGGCUUUCAAGUUUACACCAUUCAGAGUAUGAAGAGAAAUUCUGGGUUGAGGGUUCACCUCAACAGGAUUUUAUCAUCAAAUAUGACCAAGAGAACGAGUUGGCACUGUCCCCAAGUUUCUCUGCUCCUUCAACCAACUCACCUGUGUAUUCUAGCUCCAGUUCCUACCCUUCUCCUGUUUACAACCAGGGUGCUGAUGUUUUCUUUAUGAACCAUGCAGAAUAUGGCAUGUACGAGACAGAUGAUCACGGGUAUGAUGAUCAGUAUGGUAUGUCUCUUGCCAUUGAACACCAGGUUCCCUCCCCCGAAAAAACAUCUUGUAUGAGUCCAAAUCAAGACGACCGGGAGGUUUGGCUGCAAAACUUUCGACCAGGGCACAGUCCUCACCAGGAGGACUGGAAAAGUAUGACCUUGUUCUGGGCCCAAAUGGAAAGAGAAGAGACUUUCCUGAAUGAAAUAUCCGACCAAGAGCUUUUCGCUGCAGACGAAAAGGGGAGAACCUUCCUACACAGAGUGGUUGAGGAGGGAAAAAGAGCUCUUGUGUUUGUUAUUGCCAGACGAAUGGCAACUCUGAGGAAACUGGAUAUGAAAGAUCUGGAGGGAAAGACCCCCCUUCAUCUUGCUGCAGAGAGAAAUCAACACUUCAUGGUGUCCGAUUUAGUGUCACUUGGUGCACAUAUCAAUGAAAAGGACAACUAUGGGAAGACAUGUGUCCAUCUCAGUGCAGAGAAUGGAUACAUUAGAGUCCUAGAGGUCCUGAAAGACUUUAUGAGGAGUGGUGGUUAUGUAAAUUUGGAGGAGAGAGAUGUAAAUGGACUCAGUGCGCUGCAGUGUGCAUCAGUUGCUCUAAACAGCACAGUAAGAGAACUGAAGCUGUGCGGUUCUGCGCGUCAUGUCAGACUGCAUACGCUUCGCAAAGAACAGAUGAUGGAAACGCUGGUGUGCCUUCUACAAAUGGAGUACUACUUACACGCUUUGAUAUGGGAUCAGGUUCGUCUUGAUGGGAUGAAAAGAGGUGUUAAUUCUGAGCCAUACGAACCUGCCUCCUGUCAGUCAAAUGAAAUGAAGGCCAUCAGCAACAUGACUUAGAAGUGCUUUGAAUACACAGCUGCUUCUUGCCAUAGGAGUUGUUUGUCUGCCAAGUAAGGCAGUGGUUUUAACUGACAGUAAUUGUUUUUGAGUUAAUACAAGCUUUAACCUGCGAUUGAAAACAAAAUAUACAGUAUACGUGUAUUUUAGAAAUCGCGAUAGUUAGAAAGAUGAGAAAUAUGUUUAAUGGCAUGGUUAAGCUAUGUAUUAUGCAACUGUAGGUUUUGUUCGCUGAACAAACACAAUGGUUGCCUGUUAGCUGGUUUCUGUGAAACUUCCACUGUAUGUUACGUUUGAGUAGCAGAAUCUUAAAAAAAUGAAUCGGGUUGUAGUUUGAUCCGUGAGUCUGUUUAACACCACAGUAGUUCCUAUUUGCUCUAAGAGCGAGUAGUAGUAGAAAUCAAGAGUAUGAGACUGGCAUGGCGGUUUCUUUUUAAUACCAAUACCAUUUACAAAUAUGUACUUGUACACACAGUGAAUUGAUUUUGGUUAAAUACCCCUUGGCAACUUAGCAGGUGGUGGGGAAUUUUGAUAUUGAUUCUUAUUUGUAACGAUUUGAAUUAAAUUGAAUUUUAAUAACUUUAACACAAAUUGUUAACAGUGCGUUUACUGUUGGCUUUGUGUACUGAUGAUUCAUCCUCUUUGACGUCAUAAUGGUGGCCUAAAUUUAAUUAGCUGUUUAGUCACCUCCUCACAGACACAAACUUGUGUGUCUUGUAUACUGGGGAUGGCUUUAAAGUGUUUUCAACAAACAUCAUAUUUUGUUAUUUUGUGGUAUUUUGUAACUGUCAGAGUUGUGGGGUUUUUAUAGAUUCUGUUUUAUAAAUAUUAUACUUACAGCAAUUUAAGUCUUUUAAGGUUACACAUGGGGUUAUGAUUUGGGCUCAAUAUUUUUAGUAUUUUUUUGGUGGAUUUUUUAGUUAUACUCAUAUUGUUUUAUGGGAUAUAUUGGCACAUAUAAGCAUUAAAAAACAAAUAUAUGUUUAUAGCAUGUUAAGGGGAGCUACAGUUUUCUGGUAGUAAUAGUUCAUUUUACAUUAAAUACAUGCAUUUAUUUAGCUAAUGCUUUUAAGGCAAUACAUACAGUACAUACCUGUAUAUGAAUGCUUUUUCUGUUAAGUAACAUGGGGUAAAAAGUGGGUAUAACAUAUUUAGUACAUAUUUUAUCCAGUUAUCUAAGUACAUUUUAUCAUUGUUGUUUUUACUAUAUUGAACUUAUAGGGUUAUAAAGGCUUUUCUUGCAGUUAUUGACAAAUAAAAUAAUCAACUUCUGUAAUGGACAGACAUCUGUGACUAAAAUGUGUGCUCUUUUAUUAACAGUAUUUGAAAUGCAAGUAUUUGAGUGGAUAGAGGUUUUGGAGUGUAAUAAUUUUCUUCAGUGUGGCUUGGCCCCCACUAUCACAUAGGCAUCCUUCCUGGUCAUUCUGCAAGUGUCAGAUGUUAAAAUGUCAAAGAAAACUGUGCAGAGAUAACUUAGUUUUUUCCCAUUUUUUUAUUGAAACAACAAGGUGUUCUCCAACUACAGCCAUGUGUGCUUAUAUUCAUCAUCAUGCAUUUAAAGCAGAUUUUUGUAACACUGGUAUAUUGGGUGUUAUUUUUCCAUUACGUUGGCAAGGGGAACUCUCAUAAACUUAAAUUAUGGGUAUGACAUCAGUAUGACUUCAGUCAUGUUCUCCAGUAAGCAGGUUUUGCUAGAGGCAUUACGGGGCAAGUUUGUACAGAUGAGAGACCGUUGUAAUUAUCUUGUUGUUCUAGUCCUGACCCUAUUUAAAACAUGUCUUGAUAUGGUAAUGGACAUCCCUUUUCUGUUACACAUAUUCCUGCUGAGAAAAUAAU
Triplophysa dalaica is the source of this 3483-nucleotide messenger RNA. RefSeq lists its product as uncharacterized. The record is from RefSeq and is a predicted model, not a curated record. Lineage: Eukaryota; Metazoa; Chordata; Actinopteri; Cypriniformes; Nemacheilidae. Gene Ontology annotation, molecular function: POU domain binding; DNA binding. Gene Ontology annotation, cellular component: nucleus. Gene Ontology annotation, biological process: regulation of gene expression. The transcript has 11 exons. Bases 112 to 1647 code for a protein of 511 amino acids.